This is a messenger RNA of Durio zibethinus, 1589 nucleotides long. The record is from RefSeq and is a predicted model, not a curated record. NCBI's taxonomy places the organism in Eukaryota, Viridiplantae, Streptophyta, Magnoliopsida, Malvales, Malvaceae.
UCAAUAUAUCGUUUUAUGGAUCUGAAUAUAUAUUUUUUGUAACUGAAAAAUGCUUGCACAUAAAUUCAAUUGUAAAAUUCAUUUUUAUCGAUAAUUUUUUAAUUUUUUAUUUUGGAUAGACUUGAUGUUGUGAUUGGGGAUUGUUGAUAAUGGAUUCUGCAAGGAGUUGGUUUAAGAAAUGCCAACAGAAGAACGAAAAAGUAGAAAAUUCACCAAAGAAAAAGAGAGAAAUGGAAAAUGUGAAGUGCUAUACACAUAAGCCUCCCAUUGAUGGGGCAGUGGCACCUUCAACCGCCACGAAACAGAAGGUUGCCGCCGCCAAGCAGUAUAUUGAAAACCACUACAAAGCUCAUAUGAAGAAUUUGCAAGACAGAAAGGAGAGACGUUGGAUGUUAGAGAGGAAACUUGCUGAUGCUGACGUUACUGCAGAAGAACAAAUGAAUAUGCUUAAAUUUUUAGAGAAAAAGGAAACAGAAUACAUGCGCCUUCAAAGACACAAGAUGGGUGUUGAUGACUUCAAACUUCUGACCAUUAUAGGGAGGGGUGCAUUUGGGAAGGUAAGACUUUGUAAAGAAAAGGCUACUGGCAAUGUGUAUGCCAUGAAAAAGCUCCAGAAAUCUGAGAUGCUUCGCAGGGGCCAGGUCGAGCAUGUUAAAGCAGAAAGGAAUCUCCUUACUGAAGUUGACAGUGAGUGCAUUGUCAGGCUUUAUUGCUCGUUUCAAGAUGAUGAAUUUUUGUAUCUUGUAAUGGAAUAUCUCCCUGGGGGUGACAUGAUGACAUUACUGAUGCGGAAGGAUACCUUAACUGAGGAUGAGGCAAGGUUUUAUGUUGGUCAGACAGUUCUUGCAAUUGAAUCCAUCCAUAAACACAACUACGUCCACAGGGAUAUCAAGCCUGAUAAUUUAUUGCUUGACCAUAACGGUCAUAUGAAGCUCUCGGAUUUUGGAUUGUGUAAACCCCUUGAUAGUAGUAGCUUUCCAGACCUUAGAGAGGAUGACCAUGUAGGGGGAAGAAACUUUAAACCCUCAAUGGACAGUGGUAAACAUUCUAAUCUUCCUUCUACACCAAAGUGGACACAACGGGAGCAGUUGUUACAUUGGCAAAAGAAUUGGCGAACAUUGGCUUAUUCGACAGUUGGUACUCCUGACUACAUUGCCCCAGAAGUGCUGUUGAAGAGAGGAUAUGGGAUGGAGUGUGAUUGGUGGUCGCUUGGGGCAAUUAUGUUUGAGAUGCUUGUAGGAUACCCACCUUUUUAUUCUGAAGAAGCUUUGUCGACAUGUAGAAAGAUUGUAAACUGGAGAACCCAUUUGAAAUUCCCUGAAGAAGCCAAGUUAUCUGCUGAAGCUAAAGAUCUCAUUAAAAAACUCCUUUGCAAUGUUGAGCAGAGGCUUGGAACUAAAGGAGCUCAUGAAAUAAAGGCACGCCCAUGGUUCAAAGACAUUGAAUGGGACAGGUUAUAUCACAUGGAAGCUGCUUUUAUACCAGAGGUUAACAGUGACCUUGAUACACAGAACUUUGAGAAGUUUGAAGAGUUGGGGGCUCAAGUACAAACAUCAAGAAAAUCAGGUCCCUGGAGAAAGGUUACUUAA